This is a messenger RNA of Debaryomyces fabryi, 1737 nucleotides long. Its product is annotated as amino acid permease. The transcript has a single exon. Gene Ontology annotation, molecular function: amino acid transmembrane transporter activity. Gene Ontology annotation, biological process: amino acid transmembrane transport. Gene Ontology annotation, cellular component: membrane. Bases 1 to 1737 code for a protein of 578 amino acids. The record is from RefSeq and is a predicted model, not a curated record. NCBI's taxonomy places the organism in Eukaryota, Fungi, Ascomycota, Pichiomycetes, Serinales, Debaryomycetaceae.
AUGUCUAGCGAAAGUAUGGAUAUAAACUCGAAAUCGAGUGACUCGAAUGGGUUUUAUGUGAAAGAUGUAUCGAGUCAUGAUGGUGAAUCUAAAUGGCAACAUCUUAAAAAUUCGUUCAAAAGAGCCGAAAGAGAUGACAAAUUCGACGAACAGGAUUUGGACGGUUUAGAAAGAGCUAUCCAAAAGACUUCAAAAACAGACUUAUCACAAAAUUUGAAGAAACGUCAAUUACAAAUGAUUGCAAUCGGAGGAUGUGUUGGACUGGGGUUGUUCAUUGGGGUUGGGCCUGCUUUAACUAACGGUCCUGCUAGUUUGCUUAUUGCAUGGGGCUUGGUAUCGACUUUCCUUUACUGUACCAUGCAAUCAUUAGCAGAAUUAGCAGCAUUAUUUCCAAUCUCAGGGUCGUUUUCUACUUAUGCCACUCGUUUUGUUGACCCAUCGUGGGGGUUUGCAGUCGGAUGGAACUACGCCAUCUUCUGGGUAGUGGUCUUGCCAUUGGAAUUAGUGGCAUCUUCGAUGACUAUUAAUUUUUGGCAAUCUGAUAUCAACUCUGUAGCAUGGGUUGCUAUCUUUUAUGUGUUAAUUAUAGGGCUUAACUUAUGUGGAAAUAAGGGAUUCGGAGAAGCUGAAUUUAUCGCAUCUUUGAUUAAAGUUCUUGGAAUCAUUGGUUUUAACAUUUUAGCCAUUGUGCUUAUAUGUGGUGGUGGCCAAAGUGGUUUUAUUGGUGCAGAAUACUGGCACAACCCAGGAGCUUUCGCCGCUGGAUUCAAGGGUGUUGUGAGUGUUUUAAUUACUGCAACAUAUUCUCUUGCUGGUACUGAAUUGGUUGGAUUAACUGCAGCAGAAACAGCUGGUAAUCCAAGAAUUGUGUUGCCAUCUGCCAUUAAACAAGUCUUUUGGAGAAUUUUACUUUUCUACAUGAUUACCUUGACUUUAGUUGGGUUCUUAGUUCCGUAUGAUUCACCUGAUUUGCUUGAUGGUUCAAGUUCAUCAGACGCAUCAGCCUCACCUUUUGUUAUUGCCAUCAAAGCAGGUGGAAUUACUGCAUUACCCUCCAUUUUCAACGUGAUUGUCUUAAUCUCAUUAUUAUCCAUCGGUAACUCUUCCGUUUAUGGAUUCAGUAGAACUAUUCUUUCCUUGGCAGAACAAGGUUUAGCUCCAAAAUGUUUUGAUUACGUUGAUAGAAAGGGACGUCCAUUAGUUGGUAUUUUAGCGUCUGCAAUUGUUGGAUUAUUGUCGUUCGUUGCAGCAUCUCCUAAACAGACUGAGGUGUUUGCUUGGUUAAUGGCAUUAUCGGGUCUUUCUACUCUUUUCACUUGGUUCUCAGUGAACUUGUCUCAUAUUAGAUUUAGAUUGGCCAUGAAAAAACAAGGAAGAUCUCUUGAUGAAUUGCCUUACCGUGCAUUGACAGGAUUUUGGGGUUCUGUCUACGCAGCAGUACUUUUAUUUAUUGUCUUAUGUUUGCAAUUUUGGAUAUCUUUAUUCCCAUUGGGCCAGUCUCCUAAUGCCACUACAUUUUUUGAAAAUUAUCUUGGAGCUGUCGUUGUUUUGGUUUUCCUCGUGUCACAUAAAUUAUAUUCUAGAAAACUCAAUACAAUCGUACCUUUGGCCACUAUGGAUCUUGAUACAGGUCGUAGGGAAACUGAUAUCGACAAAUUAAAGCAGGAACUUAAAGAAGAAAAAGACAUCAGAGAUGCUCAUCCAAUUUACAGGAAAAUUUGGAACUUCUUAUUCUAA